This is a messenger RNA of Gracilinanus agilis (Agile Gracile Mouse Opossum), 303 nucleotides long. Its product is annotated as gamma-crystallin B-like. NCBI's taxonomy places the organism in Eukaryota, Metazoa, Chordata, Mammalia, Didelphimorphia, Didelphidae. Bases 1 to 303 code for a protein of 100 amino acids. Gene Ontology annotation, molecular function: structural constituent of eye lens. The record is from RefSeq and is a predicted model, not a curated record. Gene Ontology annotation, biological process: lens development in camera-type eye; visual perception. The transcript has a single exon.
AUGGAUUUCUUGUUCCUAUUAUCCCAGCACUCUGGCUCCUAUAGGUUGAGAUUCUAUGACAGAGAUGACUUCAAAGGCCAAAUGACAGAGCUCAUGGAUGAUUGUCACUCCAUUCAAGACCGUUUCCAUAUGAAUGAAAUACGCUCCCUCAAUGUGUUGGAGGGCUCCUGGAUCCUGUAUGAGAUGCCCAGCUACAGAGGAAGACAGUACCUGCUGAGACCUGGGGAGUACAGGAGAUACCUGGACUGGGGGGCCAUGAAUGCUAAAGUUGGUUCUUUUAGACGGGUCAUGGAUUUUUACUGA